UUCGCUUUGUAGUCGGAUUCGAUGUUUAGACUCGACUCUCGAGCAGAGUCGAGUCAAGCGCCGACAAGUCUAAGUCAGUUACACGUUGCACGCCAGCACGUCGAGUCGUCCAAUUCAGCUACACGUCUUUAUAACGUCUUCACAGCGCAGACAAAGAAAUAUCUCGCAUCGACCGUUGCAAGUGUUUCUUGUGAAAAGAACAAUAUUUUCUUAUUUUACUGGUUAUAAUAAUAACUUAUAUAUUAGCGAUUGUGUUUAUGCGAGUGUGCUGGACGAUGGCCGAAAACGACCGAAACUGUUUGAAAAAAUUGCAAACUUUGCGAGCAGAGAUCAAUUGGGAGGUCGAAGAUAAGCGAAAGAAAUUUUUCCUCGAACUUCAGUCUUUAGUUGACAAUUGGAGGGGUCAACUUCCGAAUCUUCGGGAAACUUUUCAAGAGAAAGAAAUCGAUUGGAUUCUCACGGAAUCCGUAAAAACCGAUGACGACCAGAACAAGUCAAUAUCGCUCAUCGAUUUUGCGAUCAAGACGGGUUACAAGGACGAGCCCGACAUCGAUGAAGACGGCAAGGCAUCGUUGCAUCGCACCACGCCGUUACAUCGUGCGGUUAGACGCGGUAACGAUACCGCCGUACGUAUUCUUUUUAAAAUAUACGACAGAUUCGACGUGAACUACACCGACGAAUUUGGAUUAACGCAUUUUCAUGCCGCCUGCCUGGCCGGCUUGGACGACGUCGUCGAGAGAUUUCUCGAACUCGGCCAGGUUGAUAUCAAUUGCCUCGUGACAGAAACAGGUGAUCCGCCGCUAAACUUGGCUGUGGGAGGCGAACAUAAAAAGGUGGUUGAAUUAUUGUUGAGAAACGGCGCCAAUCCCAAUUUAACCAAUGAAGAUGGAUCGACAGCUCUGCACAUCAUCUGCUGGAGAGAAAACGAAGACGAUGAUUUGAUGAAGAUAUUCUUCGAAAUCAACAGCGACAUCCAGCAGACGAUACAGGUCGAUGCCCGGGACAAGUUGGGUAAUACGCCAUUGCACUUGGCUUCGCAGCUAUUCGUCAAUAUAAACGUAGCCAAAUUAUUGUUGAGAAACGGCGCCGAUCCGAUUUUGGCCGGUGAAGACGGAUUGACUCCUCUCCAUAUUUGUGCCAUGAGGCACCACAAUAGUAGCUUCGCGAAGUUAUUCUUAGACGUGAACGACGAGAUCCAGCAGACGGUGCAAAUCGAUGCUCUUGACCAUUUGGGCCGUACACCGUUACAAUUAGCCGUGGUGAAUCUUAAGUCGAAUGUAGUCGAUGUACUCUUGGAUCGUGGCGCUGAUUUAUCUGCAUUCGUAUUUCCAACCGAGAAACAUUUCGAUGAGUGUCAUACAGAAACAGAGCUUGAAAAAUUAUUCACAACAACGAUUGAACGGCAUAUACGGAAAGUGUUCCGACUAUCACACUUGCUGGUCAUCGUCAAGAGCCUGGAGAAAAAAGGAUAUGAAUUUGCCCAAAAUGACGUCUUGACGAUAAUGAAAAUAAUUGCCAAGUUCGACCUGCUCAAGAAGACGAUGGAUUUCGACGAAUGUUUGCGCAAGGACGGAGUGUUCGUAGACUGGGCCAAAACUGUCGUGUUGAGUUCGAACCUGUCGCUUUACGAAUUGAUGCAAUUACGGAUAGAAAAGGCGGAGAAAUUAUUCAAAUUUGAGGACGAUUUCGAGUGCUUGCAAGAAUUUCGGUAUUUUCCCGAAGAACCCGGUGCGGCUUUUGCUGCGCACAUGAACGAGAUCGUAAUGAGAGAAUUUGUUCGGCCCUGGGCACUGGAUUCUUUCUUCGAGCUGACGAACUACCAGUUGCCAAUUCUCUGCUGUAAAAUAAUUAUCGAGAAGUUGAUGAACCAAGAUUUAUUUCGCGUUUGCUUGGCGGCUGCAGAUCAAAGCUCGUGAUCGCGAUGAACAUA
Molecule: messenger RNA, 1930 nt
Organism: Trichogramma pretiosum
Lineage: Eukaryota; Metazoa; Arthropoda; Insecta; Hymenoptera; Trichogrammatidae
Product: ankyrin-3-like
Exons: 1
Coding region: 258-1916 (552 amino acids)
Biological process (GO): protein localization to T-tubule; regulation of cardiac muscle contraction
Cellular component (GO): T-tubule
Molecular function (GO): protein binding
Source: RefSeq, a predicted model, not a curated record